Cooperia oncophora is the source of this 605-nucleotide messenger RNA. The record is from the annotation of a GenBank genome assembly. Lineage: Eukaryota; Metazoa; Nematoda; Chromadorea; Rhabditida; Trichostrongylidae.
AUGGUGUGGUCGAAACUGGAGUGCGACCCCACGUCGAGCACCAAGAAACCGGAUCCAAACAAUCCUGAGUCAUAUUUGUACUGCAAUCUUGAAGGCACAUUUUCAAAACGAAAAUGUCUUCAAGGCAAGAUUUUUAAUGUGGAGACCGGUGCAUGUGAAUCGGCUCUGAAAUCAGACAUCGCUAAUGACGAUCCGUUUUCACAACCUUUCUAUCAAGCGCCAGAUGAUCUCUGUGGAUCCGGAAUACCUCUCACAAUCCUUUCAGCACCGGUUGUGUGUAAUCCAAGCAUAAGCAGUUGUCCUGAUGGUUAUAUCUGCCGCAUGUACGAACGCACUGGGACGUCUUACUGUUGUCAAGGCUCAUCACCGCCGGUUGAUAAUGCAAGUUGUAGCCAAGGACAAGUCGCUUACUUUGAGCCUAAUGGUAAACCUCGAUCAUGUGUGCUUUCUUCACCAUCGUCAUGUCCAACUGGAUUCAGAUGUACACUGGUUGGUGGCACAACUACAAGGUGCUGCGGAAAAGAUAUCGGCUGCCCAUAUAACUCGGCGCCUUUGCUUCAUCCAAGCACAGGUUCAACGGUUGAAUGCUCACCGUCGAAAAGAAG